Molecule: messenger RNA, 3930 nt
Organism: Benincasa hispida (wax gourd)
Lineage: Eukaryota; Viridiplantae; Streptophyta; Magnoliopsida; Cucurbitales; Cucurbitaceae
Source: RefSeq, a predicted model, not a curated record
GCAAUUACGAAAAAAAGAUUAUACUUUAAUAUGGAAUCGCAGAUUGGUUCUUUAUUUGACAUAUUAUUAGAAAGAACCGAACAGUUGAUUGUAAAUGAUUCCGUAGGUUUUGCAGAUGUUAUUUUCAAACCAAAUGGAAAUGAUUAUCCUCUGUUGAAAUGUCUUGGGAUUGGUGGAAAUUCAAAAAUGUCAUAUCUAAUGGGAAAUGACUUUACUUCUUUGGAGUGGUUGGGUCUUGGUAGAAUGAUGAUGUUGGAGAGUCUAGUUCCAAGGGAUGUUACGACAAACCCUUUCAAAAAGCUUAAAGUCAUACAAAUAGGAACUUGCGAGCAGCUCAGGAAUAUUUUCUCAUUCUUUAUUUUUGAAGGCCUUUCAAAUCUUCAAAAGAUUGAGGUCAAUUAUUGUAAUACGAUGGAUGAGAUUGUAUCAGUAGAAAUUGAAGACCAGAAUGCCAUUUUUGAAUCUCCUUUGACAACUUUACAUCUUGAGGGUCUGCAAAAACUUACAAGUUUCUGCACUAAACCAUUCAUCCAACAAAGUCCACAAACUAUGAUUCCCUUCUUUGAUCAACGGGUUUCAUUUCCUAAAUUGAAGUAUUUAUCAAUUACGAGAGGGGACAAUUUGGAGAUGUUAUGGCAUAAUAAUGGGCUGAUUGGAAGUUCCUUUAGUCAACUUGUAGCAAUAAUUAUUAAAGGUUGCAACAGGUUGAGAUGCAUUCUUCCUUCGAAUAUAGUGACGGCACUUGUUUGUUUAGAUACAUUGGAUAUUGUUGGUUGUGAGUUAUUAGAAAGGGUAUUUGAAAUUGAAAACCCCAUCUUUUGUGAUAAAAAAGUAGUGCCAUUGACAUUCUUACGUUUACGUAGUCUACCAAAUUUGAAGUACGUGUGGAGCAAAGAUGUUAAUGAUGUUUUGGCAUUUCCAAAUCUAAAGAAUGUCGAUGUUACUGAUUGUCCUAAGUUGAGAAGUAUUUUUCCAGCUUCCUUCACCAAAUAUUUUGAACAAAUUGAAAGCUUAACAGUGGAUGAGCAAAAUGAAAUAUUUCCGGUGGAUGAAGCAUCAGAGUUGGGACAGGUUGUGUUGUUUCGGAGCUUGAGAACAUUCACAAUGUCUUGUAAGCUAGCAAUGAAGGAGAGUUUUUGGCGGAUAUCAAAGUUUCUUCAACUCGAAAGUCUUACAUUGAUUGGGUCUGAAGAUGAUAAAAUGAUUACUUUGCCAUUGAAGAUGACUGAAGUUUUGUACCAAAGAUGUGCAAAUUUGAAGAACUUAGAAUUGCGUAAUCUUCCUAAGCUUAUGCAAGUGUGGAAUAACAUCAAUCAAAUGACCACCAUCAAAUUCUUCAACUUGGUUGAUCUUGAAGUUUAUGAUUGCGAUGGAAUGAUAAAUUUGUUUAACCUUAAAAAUCUGGUGAAUCUCAAUAGCAUUAAAAUAUUUUGUUGUAAAGGAAUGACAUCCAUAGUUGCGGUAGAAGGAGAAGGAGAAGAAGAAAAGAGUGAAAUAAUUAUAUUUAUCAAACUAACUGAAGUCUAUUUACGUAAUUUACCAACACUAGCCAGCUUUUACUCUGGAAAAUGCAGGCUUAAGUUUCCUUUGUUGAAGAUGUUGGACAUAGAAGAAUGCAAUGAAAUGGAAACAUUUUCAAAUGGAAUAGACGAUAAAGUCUCAGUAUUACCAGCACCCGAUCCAAAACCCUUUUUCACUCACAAGGUUUCAUGUCCGGAGAACUUAUCGAUUAUGGGAGGAAACAAUUUGGAAAUGUUAUGGCAUAAUAAUGCGCCGAUUACAAGUUCUUUUUAUAAACUUCAAUCGAUAAUUAUUAGAGAUUGCAACAAGUUGAGAUGCAUGUUUCCUUCGAAUAUAGUGACAUCAUUUGUGUUUUUAAAUACAUUGUGCAUCUUUUCUUGUGAGUUAUUAGAAAGAAUAUUUGACAUUGAAAAGCUGAGUUCUGGUGAUACAGAAGUAGUUCCACUUCCAUUGGCAAGAAUAAUUCUAAAGGGUCUACCGAAUUUAAAAUACGUGUGGAGCAAUGAUGUUGGUGAGGUUUUGGCAUUUCCAAAUAUAAAGGAAGUCGAUGUUACUGUUUGUCCUAAGUUGAGCAGUAUUUUUCCAGCUUCCUUCACCAAAUAUAUUGAGCAAAUCGAAAGGUUAAUAGUGAACGUGCAAAACGAAAUAUUUGUAGUGGACGAAGCAACAAUGUUGGGAAAGGUUGUAUUGUUCCAAAGCUUGAGAAUAUUGACAAUGACUUGUAAGCAGGGUUGGUCGUGAAGACGAUAAAAUGAUUAGCUUCCCAAUGGAAAUGAGUGAAGUUUUAUACCAUAUUCAAAAUUUAGAAAUUAACACUUGCUUUCAGUUGGUACAAGUAUUUGGAAACGAUCGUAUCCAAAGAUGUGCAAAUUUGAAGAGGUUAAAAUUGUGUAAUCUUCCUAAGGUUACUCAAGUGUGGAAUAAGCUGAAUCAAAUGACCACAAUCACAUUCUGUAACUUGGUGGAUCUUCAAGUCAGUGGAUGCGGUGGAAUGAAGAAUUUGUUUAGUUCUUUGGUAGCAAAGAAUCUGGUGAAUCUAAAUACAAUUGAAAUAUCUAAUUGUACAGUGAUGACCUCCAUAGUUGCAGCAGUAGAAGAAGAUCUAAUCUGGUGAAAUUGUCCUAAACAAUCUGACUCGUCUAGAACUUGAGAAUUUACCAAGACUAGAUUGUUUUCACUCUGGAAAAUGCACACUUACAUUUCCCCACUUGAAUAUAUUGAGGAUAGAAAGAUUUCAUGACAUAAAAACAUUUUCAUAUGGAAUAACAAACACUCCCACUUUGGAAUGCAUCCAGAUUGGAGAAAGUAAAGUCCCAAUAUUACCAACACGGGGGAUAAAUAACAUUAUCCAAGCUUUUUUCACAAUGGAGAUUGAAUUCCUCCAAAGUCUUACACUGAUUGGUUGUGAGGAUGAUGACAUAGUUUAUUUGCCAUCGGAAGUGAGUGAAGUAUUAUACAAUAUUAUAAUUUUCAAAAUAAAAAAUGCCCUUCAAUUGGUACACGUGUUUGAAAAUGAAGUAUUAACUACAAACAAUCAUGUUCAAAGAUGUGCAAAGUUGAAGGUUUUAUAUUUAUCGGGUCUUCCCAAGCUUACGCACGUGUGGAAAGAAAGUAGUAGUGAAGUCAUCACAAUUAGUUUGGAUAGUUUAGAACGUAUGGAGGUAAGGAGAUGUGAGAAUUUAAAAUGCAUACUGCCAUCGUCAAUCUCAUUCUUAAACUUGAGUAGUCUUGUCGUCGAAAAUUGCAAUGGAAUUGUGAAUUUGUUUAGCUCUUCAGUGGCAAACAAUCUGGUGAAUCUCGGACACAUCGAAAUAUCUAAUUGUACGAGAAUGACAUCUAUAGUCGUUGCAGAUGAAGAAAAUGGUGAAAUUAUUUUCAAAAAACUGCGUUAUCUACGAUUUGAUAAUUUACUAAGACUAUUCAGCUUUUACUCUGGAAAAUGUAUGCUUAAGUUUUCAUCCUUGGUGAAAAUGGUGAUAGCUAAAUGCAAUGAAAUGGAGACAUUUUCAGUUGGAAUAGUAAGCACACCCAUAUUGAAAGACGUAGUGAUGGGAAGAAGAUAUUUUCGAAUAUCGCCAGGGCGGGAUAUGAAUGUCAUUUUCCAAAACAUAUUCACAAAACACAACAGGUUGGAGGAAAGUUGGGAGAACCGUGAAGAUUAUCUUAAAAGCUGGAAAAGAUUUUUCAUCACAGAAUUAGUAAGAUUCUCAAAUGGAUCAAGAUCAAAAUGAAGAAUCGAAAUAGAUUCUAAAGGUAAAGGAGACCGGCAAAAAUAAAGGGGUUAGAGACCGCUCAAUAAAUGAAAUACUUAAGCUUAAGAGUUGUUUUCCUUUGAGUAAGAGUUAUCCAACUUGAGUUAUGGGGAUAAGAAUGAGUUUUUUUUUUUUCAAAAAAAAAAAACAAAAGAAU